AUGGUGUUAGUAUUAGUUAUAGGAGACCUUCACAUUCCUUAUCGAGUACAUGAUCUCCCACUCAAGUUCAAAAAGCUUUUGGUACCUGGUAAAAUACAACAAAUCAUAUGUACAGGGAAUGUAUGUGAUAAAGAAACAUUUGAUUACUUACGUACGAUAGCAGCAGAUGUUCAUAUGGUGAGAGGAGAUUAUGAUGAGUUUCCAAAUUGGCCUCUUUCUAAGGUCAUAACUCAUGGACCUAUUCGCAUUGGAGUUUUUCAUGGUCACCAAGCAAUUCCUGUUGGUGACGCAGAAUCGUUAUCAAUUGUAGCGCGACAAAUGGAUGUUGAUAUAUUAUUAUCAGGUUAUACGCAUCGAUUUGAAGCGAUUGAAUAUGAAGGAAAAUUUUUUGUUAAUCCGGGUAGUGCUACUGGUGCAUAUUCCGGGUUUACAACAGAAGAAAUUAAACCUUCUUUCGUACUGAUGGAUAUUCAAGGAGUUGUUGUAGUCACUUAUGUCUAUCAAUUAAUCGAUGGGGAAGUGAAGGUUGACAAAAUUGAAUAUAGAAGGACCUAUGAUACAAAUAGAGUUUUGUAA
Messenger RNA from Diversispora eburnea, 576 nucleotides. The record is from the annotation of a GenBank genome assembly. Lineage: Eukaryota; Fungi; Glomeromycota; Glomeromycetes; Diversisporales; Diversisporaceae.